This is a messenger RNA of Owenia fusiformis, 975 nucleotides long. NCBI's taxonomy places the organism in Eukaryota, Metazoa, Annelida, Polychaeta, Sabellida, Oweniidae. The record is from the annotation of a GenBank genome assembly.
AGGCUGAUGAAAAAUCUGAACUCAGUGGACCAUUACAUCAACGUUUAUGCGAUGUCGUUUCCUUUUGGGACUUAAUCUAAUCUACAAAUGCUAAAUUGGUUUUCUCCACAAAUAAUCACAAUUCAGAAUGUCAUUGUGUUCCAACGUUCAACUACUGUUUACGUCAAUAUAACAUUUAUAGAGAAAUCUCAAGAGAUAAACGUUGACCAUUCGACAACGGCACAACAAACAGUAGAGCAAAUUGACGCUGAGAGACGCUGAGGUUUCAUGCAAUAUUUCAUACACGUGAUAUAGAAAUGAUCGGAGUAUUCUAAUUAACAACUGAUGAUUGAAGAAUCUCAUAGAGCCGAGAGAGCACCACUGCAGUUGUAUAAACCAACAGUUACCAGUUACACCUGCGUAAAUAAACACAAACUUCUAACAUCCAACUAUGCCUAUGUGCCGUCGAUUCCUAAAGGUGCUUAAGGAUAAUGCUGAUGGAGAAACUACUGACCUUACCACGAUGGGCAGCACAUCAGAAUAUCAUAUACAAUUCAAUGAUUCAUCUGGUGAUGGAAUAUUUGGUAUAAACCGUACGCUAGCGACAUCUUUAAAUCCUAACAAAACAUUUGGAAUCGAAUCGGAAAAAACAAAAUCGUGGAUCGUUUCUGAGUUUAAUUUGGUGAAAGUCAUCGUUCUUGUUGUGGUUGUUAUAGUGCUCCUCCUAUCUACAUGCAAAAUUGUAUUUAGAACGUUCUCUUCUUAUUCAGGUUCAAAAGAUGAAGACAGAGAUUAGUUGACCUGAAAUUGUAUUGACAUAUUGAUUUUUUAAUUUUCUCCGAGCACUUCAAUAACAAGGCAAGAUGACACGAUCCCGGAUUUCAGGAAAUGAAUACGUUUCGAGUAACUUUUCAUCUUCACACCGGAAUAGCCUGACAACGGUAAAGUCAGAUACCGUUGUCACAAAUGGCGGACAUAACCGUCGCUUCAAUUUCA